Messenger RNA from Punctularia strigosozonata HHB-11173 SS5, 1029 nucleotides. RefSeq lists its product as uncharacterized. The record is from RefSeq and is a predicted model, not a curated record. The coding region runs from base 46 to 966 and encodes 306 amino acids. Lineage: Eukaryota; Fungi; Basidiomycota; Agaricomycetes; Corticiales; Punctulariaceae. The transcript has 7 exons.
CCUCACAUCUAAGUACACUUUUGACCAGUACUUACUAGAUUAUAUAUGUCCUUGCGAAACUUAUUCUCGUCUGCGGGUAUCCGCCUGCCUGACAUGCAGCCGAACACGAUAAACGUUGGAGGGAUUGUUGCCGAAGUAUGGGGAAUGGAGAGGCUGACGCGGGACCCCGUCGGCGAGGUCGCGGUCAUGUUCUUCCUGCACGGGAGAACAAGAGACAAAGAGACUAUGCACGAGGCGACGCAAUAUAUUCUGGCCCAGCUGCAGGAUCGCAAGGAACGGUCUGCCAUUGAAAAAAGAACUCAUGAUCUACUGAUAGUAACACUAGAUUCCAGGAACCAUGGGGAACGCGUAGUUGACCCGAAUUCAAUAUUGGGAUGGGAUCAAAAUCCAAUGCAUGCUGUAGAUCUGUAUGCUAUGGUUGCUGGAGGAGCCUCGGAAGUCUCGCAGCUCGUUUCGUUUCUUCCUUCAUACCUGUUUCCUGAUUUCCGGGGCGCGGCGGGGUCACCAAUCACGACUUGGAUCUGUGCCGGUGUCAGCCAGGGGGGACACAGCACUUGGCAUGUCGGUGUAAACGACCGGCGCGUCAAGUUUCUGUGCCCCAUAAUUGGCUCACCUGAUUAUGCCUCACUGUUCCAACAUCGUUCGAAGGUGGCUGGUGUAGCUCUUGUUCCUCCGGCGUGGCCAAAGGCUCUGGAAUUGCUUGUCGAUGAAUCUGAUCCCGUCAAUCAACCGUCAACUGUCUGGGCCGACAAGGAUAUACUUGUUCUUAGCGGUGGACGAGAUCCGGUGGUGCCCUUCAAAGAGGGAGGGACCGAGGCAUUUAUCGAAAGACUGCGCUCUGAUGGUCAAACAAGAACAAGGGUCAACGUCUUUGUAGACGAGACCGCCAAGCACCAGACAACUAUCGGAAUGGUGAACAGGCUGGUAGAGUGGCUCUGGGAUGACGUGCUUCCAGAGUCGGUAUGAGAGCGUAUGAUUAUGGUAUGUUGCCGGUAUGCGCAAACACUACAGAAAUAAUAUGCCGUGUUC